Molecule: messenger RNA, 8743 nt
Organism: Myxocyprinus asiaticus (Chinese sucker)
Lineage: Eukaryota; Metazoa; Chordata; Actinopteri; Cypriniformes; Catostomidae
Product: pleckstrin homology domain-containing family A member 7-like
Exons: 21
Coding region: 3592-6891 (1099 amino acids)
Molecular function (GO): protein binding
Source: RefSeq, a predicted model, not a curated record
AGAUUGAGUUUCAAAAAUGGCUGAAUUUGUGGGGCUGCACGAUGUUAGCCAAUCAGAACAGAGGGCGUUUACGUUUACGUUUUAAGGAGGCACUUAUGCCAAAACCGAGCAUUUCAGACAGAUGGCCAGAGAUGGGGUGGAAAAUUAUCAUAUAUUACUAAAUUAUGCAAAUGCUAAAAAACAUUACUAACAUUAUCAGUGGACCUUAGGGAAGAUAAUAAAACUAUAAAAAAGAGCAUUUCAUGACCCCUUUUAAUGUAUGAAAACAGUAUUUAAUUUAAUUAAUCACCUUAAAUUUAGAUUAAUGUUUAGAUUUAGUGAUGCAUAAAAAACAGGAAUUUUUGUCUUUUCAAUUAAUUACAUUUUAAUUAUAUUCUUUGUCAUUUUAAAUUGUGAUUAUCCUUCCCUUUUGACAGGGAGUGCUCUCCUCCAUGUCUUUCAACACUGAUGCCACUGUUUGCUCACAGGAAUUCACUCCAUCCAACUCGCUCAACAGCUUUUCCACAGCCCUUUCUUCUUUUACAGAGCCAUAAUAGGAACAUCAUUAUCUAAACUUUUCUGAGUGUGGCCCAUUGAUGGCAAACUUUCACUGAGCCAGUGAAAUAAUUUUUAAAAACAGAAUCUCCCAGAAGGCUUAAAACCAUUUAUAUUACAGCUACUGUACUGUGCUUGAAAAUCAAUCCUGACUUAAUCCUUUGGGCCAUGGAGGUGGAAAUAACUAUUUAUUCAAAACCUAGGGAGCUGCCUACAAAGGCAGCAUUUAAAGGCAUCAUAGGUGUGUUCCAGAAGCAAAGGCUGUUUUAUUUAUUUUAAUGCUGCCUCCUAAAAUACAUUGUCUUGUCCAAAUUCUAAAGGUGUGGUCACACUACACUUUGUGCUCCAUUCACCUCUAUCCAAGUGCAUCAGAACGAGGGAGACCAGAAACGCAAACUCAUGCUAAGAUAUUUCACAUUCUGCUGCAGACGAAAGUUUAGAUUUAGUGAACUCUGACCUACGAAUUAGACCUGCACAUUUUUAUUGUUUCAGGAAAAUGAGUAGACGGUAUAUUUUUACAUUUUGAAUAUAAUAUUAUUUGUUAUUUGAGAUAAAUAAUUUAUUAAAACCAUAAGCCCUCGCAUGUGAAAUAAUAUCCUGUCAAUUGAGGUCUCUGAAAUAAUUUUGCAUGCUCAAAGCCUAGUGUGACCUCGCCUAAAGGCAGCAUCAUAUCUAUCCUUCACGGAAAAAUACCUUGUGACAUGCUCAGUGAAAAAAUGAAUGAAGCAAGAGCAAUGAUGAUCCUAUAAAUAAUUAAUUAAAUAGUGAAAAGUAUCAAUAAAACAUAGAAAACUGACUAUUUUACCCAAAAUUUGUGUGCCAUGUAUAAUUAUGCUUUUUAGAUAAUCCUCUCUCUCUCUCUCUCUCUCUCUCUCGUGUGCUUCACAUGAGGAGUACUUAUUUGUAUGAUGUGUGGAGUUGCAGCCUACAGUAUAGGCAUUCCAAAUGACCUUUAGGGGCCAUUCAUACUGAACAUGUUCUUGCUCUAAAAAAAGCUAGAUGCAGCGCAGCAAAUAGAACAAAACACAGGUGUCUCAAGGCACGUUUUUAAAAUGUUAAAAGACAUUCUUUUAAACUGACACGGUGUUUAAAACGUGGUGCAAUGAUCAAAGACAUCUGUCUAACACACGUUUACAUAUAAAAUAAAUUUUUAAAAAAAACUGUGCAGAUGGUUGGAAAAUUUGGUUUAGUGUAACUUAUCUGGUUUAGGUAUCUUAAAAGAAAGCAAGGGCAGCUCUAGGUUAUUGAACAGAGCUAAGGUGUUUACUUAAUUUCCCUUGUGUUCUCCUGAAGCAAAGCUCCUGUUCUGAAGAACAAUACUCCAGGAAUGUUUGAUCCCAUUACUGCAGCUCGUUCAUUUCCUGCGCUCAGCCAACCUUCCAUAUGGGCACACAUUGCAUCGUUCAAACUGCAUUAACCUGCCCAGCACUGGAAUGUGUUUGACUAUUGAGCCAGCAGGCAGAUUAAUUAUAUAUCUAGUCUGUUUCUAAUAUCCCCCCUCUUGUAAGCCUAGCAGUCUGAAAUGCACCAGUGCAAGGUGAAAGGCCUUGUUUCUCUUUGGUGCUCUAGGUGUUAAUUAGCAGGUGGUUAGUCAGGAGAUCUACAUUAGUGAAACUAGCCAGCAGCUAUUUGAACAUGUGAAUUAGACCCUAGGGCCUAAGGUAUGCUGUUUGUCUAAUGUUUUUACUGUAACUGGUUUCUCUUUAUACAGCAUUGAAUAUUAGAUUUUUUUUUUUUUUUUCAACUGUGAAGAAGUCUUAUACAGUACGUUUAUUUUGUUUAAUAUUAAGAGUUGUUUUGAACUGAGAAUAGAAAAGGUCACCAGUGGACACAAAAGUGAGGAGGAUAAUACAAAGUAUAAGAGAUGACAUAUAGUGGCCCAAAAAGUAUUUGGAUACUUACAGUAAGCCACACUUAAAAUGUAGACAUGUCUUUGCAUUAUAUAUCAAGAAAUAUAGCACAAAAAUUAAAAUUGAUUAAUUGAAUGUUACAACAUUUGCUUAGUCGGCACAGACAUAGAGGCCAGAUUCCAAAAUGCAUAAAAUCCCAGAUGUAGUUUAUUUUUCAACUAAAAUCCCAAUAUAAUCUGAAAAAAGAAGAUUUGGUGCAUAACAUGGGACUUUUAACACUAAACAACACAAUGGGGACUCUUAUUUUGAAAUGCUCUAUUUUUAAAAUAUACCAUAUUUAGCUUUUUAUAGCCUACAUAUUAUUGUUAUUCACAAUAUAUAAAGUUUGAGACACGAUGUCUUUGCAUGCCUUCGUUUCCAUUUUAAAAACGUAAUUAUCAAAGGAACACAGAGGGAUCAAAAAACUAUCGGCAUAGAUUUUUGCCGAUAACCGAUAGUUCCAAAAAGCAACUAUAGGCACCAAUUAAUCUGUAAAACCGAUAUAUCGAUCCACCUCUACUUCAUACAUCCACAAAAAAUGAACUUGGGAGAAGUUGGUAAAGCGUAAUUGCAAAAAGAAAAGUUAGUUGUAAGAAAAGCUUUAGCAUAAUUUGUUAGCAGAUGUCACUUGGUUUUAUACCUUGUUUCAAAUGCACAUAAACAUAAAUACAUUUUUAAAGUUUCACAUGACUUGAAGUGUCCAAAGGUAUGUAAAUAUUUUUUGGGGCUACUCUAUAUUUGAAUUCAUGUAAGGGUAGAACUAAUCAUGCUCAUCUUUAAUUGAUUCACUGAUUCUGCUACAGCGGUUACAUGUUUUGAUGUUUAUUAAUAACAUAAAUUAUCUUUCGUGUUGCACUGUGCUGUCCCAGUGGCGUAAUUUUGCUUGGCUUUGCUGCCUCUAGUGCUAAUUGGAUUACAGUUCACCCAGUUUACUGUAUCUGACAAUGUUUCAGAACUGAGGAUGUUUAACACAUCCUUUAAUUUUGGUUAACGUUUUCACAUUGACCGUUCUCCACCUCUGUUUUUUGCCUCAUUCUGAUUCUCUCAUUUCUAUUGGCCUAUUGCCUCCUGUUGUGACCUGUGCAUUACGGGAGCUGAGCCGGGUACAUCUGGUGAAUGGGCUGCCUCCUGAGUCCUCCUCUUGCAUGAAUAGGCCGAGCACGGUGGCAUGAGGACCUACUUCUUCAGCGCUGACACGCAGGAGGACAUGAAUGGCUGGAUCCGGGCCAUGAACCAGGCCGCACUGAUGCAGAGCCACGGCGUCAAGAGAGAGGCAGAAAGAAGCUCCAAACCUGAGCAGCAUUCAGUUCCUCAGACCAACCACUCCAGCAGCACCAUCAAAAGUUCCUCCCAGGCAGAGGGCCUCCAGCAGGCACCGCGAGUGGAGGUGGCAGAGCUGAGGCCGGAGCGAGACGGGGAGGAGUGCUAUGUUUACAGCAAGGAAGUCCUGGAGGAUCCUGUCCAAAGCAUCUCCCCUGGAGAGAUGGAGAUGGAGGGGCUUUCCCAGCCAUCUCGCCCACCGUCUACUGUGCCCACUAACAGGAACGGGCUGCCCUCCUCGAGCAUGCCCCCUGAUCAGAACGGGAACGUGGUGUAUAAGAGGGGUCUCGUCCCCCGCACAGACACAGAGAAAAAGGUACAGAGGAAAACAGCACUGGCUCAGGUGGAGCACUGGGUGAAGGUGCAGAAAGGAGAGCCCAAAAGCCAUCCCACUACUGAGUACACCCUUCCCAGACGGACCCCUCCUCUCCAGCCUAAGGCCACCAUGAUGGAUGCGUACCAGUCGUUACCAAAGACCACUCGCCACCACUCCGGAGGCGGUUCCCCCCCUGUUGCCCGCAACCUACCCAGUGACUACAAGUACGCCCAUGACCGUCUCAGUCACUUUCGAAUGUCCACUGACGAACGGUUGGCCACUAAAGAAGGGAUGGUUUGGCAGCUGUACGAGUGGCAGCAGCGUCAACAGUUCCGCCACGGCAGCCCCACAGCACCCAUCUACUCCGGGUCUGACUAUAUGGACACGGCAGCCUUCAGGGUCACUCUGGAGAUGCCCAGGUCCAUAUCUGUGCCCCCAUCACCGUGUGAAAUACCCCCACCCGGACACCCCUCCAAAUCCCUGUCCCCUCGCAGGCCCCACACUCCCGCCGACAGGGUGACGGUGCGCCCGCUGGAUGAGUUUGCCACCAUAGACACACCCAGCUUGGGUUCUCCCAGAGGAGUGUGUUCCCAGAUCUCAAAGACUUCACAACUAGAGAGGAGAUCCAUGCCAACUAUGGGCUACAUCACACACACAGUCAGUGCACCGAGUCUGCAUGGAAAAACGCUGGAGGAGUUGACCCUGCUGCUCAUCCAGCUCAGGAGACACCAGGCCAAGAUGGCCAGCGUGCACAGCAACGCAUUCACACACCUGCAGAACCAGCACAACGGCCUCGCAGGCCCCAGUUUGCAGGCAGAUGACACUUACAUGCAGCUGAAGAAGGACCUGGAGUAUCUCGACUUGAAGGUGGGCUCUAGUGGAUCUGCCUUCACCUUCCACCUCCUUCCACCUCCUCCCUUCCUCUCUCUCAAGGUAACUGGACGUGACUCGCUUAAAGAUCGACCACCUCGGCCUGUUAAAAUAGCUGAAAGUGACAUAGAUGUAAAGCUAAGUAGGUUAUGUGAGCAAGACAAGAUCCUUCAGGAGCUGGAGACAAGGAUACGGACACUCAAAGAAGACAAGGAUAAACUGGAGUCAGUUCUGGAUGUUUCCCAUCAGCAGAUGGAGCAGUACCGGGACCAGCCGGCUCAUGCAGAGAAGAUCGCCUACCAGCAGAAACUUUUGCGGGAGGACGUAGUGCACAUCAGGGCGGACAUUUCACAGGUGUCUACGGAGAUGGAGAACGCUUGGGCAGAGUACAGCCAUUUGGAGAGAGAUGUGGACAGACUGCGAUCAGCCCUACAAGACCAGAUGACCCACAGUGCUCUCUCUCAGCAAGAGAAGUGUCAGCUGAGGAAGGAGCUGUGGAGGAUCGAGGAUGUUCUGGCGGGCCUUAGCUCCAGCAAAGCCAACUACAAAGUGACCAUUGACUCUGUGCGGAACCCAGGUGAGAGCGGGCCCCUGCCUGCCAUCACCCCCAUGCACUGGAACUCAGAGCGAGAAAGGAAACUCGUGCCUUCAGCGUCAUUGUCCACAGUGCCUUCUCUCUCUGCAAGCCCUUCCAUGGGAGAGCUAAAAGCUGCCCAUCACAGUCCCCUGCAGCUCUCACAAACACCCCUUAAGUCAAAAUGGCCUGGGGAAGAUGUGCCACCAAGACCCCCGCUCCCGCAGCUCUACAGCCCUGACGAACACCCAUCUGCUGUGCCCCCUCUUCCCAAAGAAACCUCAGUUGUCCGCCACACUUCAGUCCGUGGCCUGAAACGACAGUCCGAUGAGCGGAAGCGCGAUCGUGAGAUUGGGCAGUACACAAACGGAGAUCAAAAGGUUGAGAUACGUGCAUUUCUCAGUGAGCCUGAGCUGCUGCGAGUUGGUGGACAAAUGGGGGGCUUGAGCCGUGACGGUGGCUACCAAACCCUUCCAAACAGAGGUUUGGCUGCCUCAUCUUCAAGACUAAAUCAGUCAACAAAUAUUUCAUCGUUUGUCACCCUCAGAAGAGGAGUCACCACCACAAGCUUGAAGGAGAGACCAAAGAGUGCCUUGGAGCAACUAUACUCUGGGGAGCCCAUGCAGCAGCGUGGACGCAUGAGUGCAGAAGAGCAGCUGGAGAGGAUGAAACGUCACCAAAAGGCUCUUGUACGAGAGCGCAAGCGGACGCUCAGCCAAGGCGAGCGACAGGCCUCCUCAUCUCGCGCCGCCUCUGCCUCUAGACCCGUGUCUGCAGACCUGGGAUCAUGGAGGAGAGAGCAGGAGUUUGAUAUGCAGCUCCUGGAGCGGGCGGUGCAGGGUGAGGAGAAACCAGCUGAGCACACAGAGAGACAGCGCUCUCACUCCGAUGAAUGGCUUACCCUGAACAGCAAACCCAGAGAGUUGGACCUAGAGUCUCUGGACUACCAGCUGGACCUCAGCAAAGAGCUGUCUAAGCCACAGAAGGUGGCUAUCCCUGAGCGCUAUAUAGAUCUGGAGCCAGAGGAGCCCCUCAGCCCUCAGGAGAUGGAGGCCCGUCACCGCAAAGUGGAGCGUAUCAAAAGCAUUCUGGCCAAGUCUAGUGUCCAGAAUAUGCCGCCUCCAGCAGCAGUAGAUAAACCAGUGCUCUCAGACAUAGACUCGGCUCUACAGGAGCAGGAGAGGAUCAUCACCAUGUCCUAUGCUUUAGCAUCAGAGGCUUCACUCAAGAGCAAACAAGUGGCAGCCUCACCGCAGAUUAACAGUCCCACCUCACUCCCUCAACCUCCACCUCCUCCUCCUCUUCCUCCCCCCACUUCUGUUGCCGUCUCUAUGGCUCAGUCUACCCCCCCUCCCCUGAGCAAUGGAUUUCACUACACCUUUGUCUAAUCAGAGCAAAACAAUGUAAGGACUAACCACUAACCGUUUAGCACACUAAUGUACUUUUGCUAAUUGUUCCCUGUGUGUUUUGGCACUUUUUCCACCUGCAUGAUGCAUGAUUGUGCCUCAUCAGGGCCCAUGCUCUAGUAGAAACUUCAUGAGAAGGGUAGAGUGGCCCCCCUCUGUCAAAUGCCUCCACAUCUGGAGAGGUGUGUGAAUUGUGUGCAAAUUGGCUUUUUGUGCAUUGCCAGCACCAAAAAGUCUAAAAACCCAUAAGCAAAUGCUGCCUUUUGUGAAUUGUGUGUAAUUCACAAAUAAUCGGGGCACCACUGAGGCAGCACUUUGCCAAACAACACUUGCUUUACCAUCUGUAAACUAUGAAGAGCUUCAGUGUUUUGAUGCCUGUGGCUCAUUAACAAUAAAGAACAGAAAGAGCAGGUUCUGUUAAAAAACACAACCCUUUAACAUUUUCUCUCAUAGAAUCUCAUAGAAUUACAGUUCUAAUAAGUAAAUUUCAGCAAAAAAAAAAAAAAAAAUGUGACGUAUCGUGGAAAUUUCCUGGUGAAAUAAACACUAGAGGCGCUAUAGCAACAAAGACUUUUGUUCACUUUCACACAAAUCAUGAUUUAAAUGCCAGAAUAUCAGUUUAUACAUUUACUUUUUGCCCUGUUCCUUACAAAAAGAAGAGCACACAAGUCGACAUGUGAGCCAAAAGUGUCGUAGAAGCACCAAGAAUUUACGUGCUUACUUCUGCAAUCAUGUUUUCCAUUCAACGUUUGCUUUUUUAUUACACUGUUGGUUAGGUUUAGGUCAUUAGCUUUAUGGUAGGGAGGUAGGUUUUGUUGAUUUAAAACUUGAUAGAGCAUUUAUCUUCAAAAACCUUUUCUGUUUGGGAGAAAAUGUAACUCUCUUUUAGCGCCACACAGUGGACAUUUCACCUCAUAACUGCCGUAGUAGUGUAAGGAACCACGUAAUAUAAUUGAGCAAAAAUGUCACCGCAGUCCCAUUAUUUUCAUGUGGUCAGGCUGCCAAUUUCAGUGCAGGGUACAGGGUUCCCACAGUUAGGGAAAAACCUAGAAAUAUCGGAAUUUUUACAUUGUGUUUUCGAGCCUGGAAAGGUCAGGGAAAUUUUUAUGGUGAAUAUGAUGCAAAUUUUCAUGUUCUUAUGUAGAGGAUUUGUAAAGUAAAAUGUGCUCACAAGCCAUUAUGAGCAAAUCAUUCUUUUUAGUCUGUUAUUUUCAGUGAAUCAGUCAAACUGCUUCACAUAUCAGUCUGAAUGAUUCCUCAGUGAAUCGGUCUGAAUCAAAAUAUUUUUUUAAAAGCCUUAUCCAUUAAUCAUGGAUAACUGGAAAGGUCAUGGAAAUUCAUUGGUCAAAAAAGGUGGGAACCCUGUCGCUAUGACUUGAUGCUUGUACCAGCCACACUGCAGUCUGUUCCACCUUCACCUGCCAUGUGUAUUCUGCUUCCCAGCAUGCCCCAAAUCUACCCACUGCCACAUCUUUCUGCUUCACCUUGUGUUUUUCCUCUGCUAUUAUAUGAUCUUACUGCUAUAAGAAAGAUUUCUGUAAUGUCAUGCUUGUCCAUUUACAGUAUGUUAGCCAAACCAUUUAAUGACUGAAAGACUGAGCUGUCCAGUGCAUUUACAAUGUGUUUGCUCACUUGCUCACAACAUCCGUAUUCAUCUGAGCUACGUGGUGCAUGUGUCAUACAUGUUGAACUGUUUGGUGUGUUUUAAACUUAACCUCUUCUCUCUGUAACAUGCUGCACAGAGAGGAGAAGAGUGGAGAGUGUUUACCUGUCUACUAUUUAGUAAGGUAAAAUACACAGAUCAGCAACAACAUUAAAACCACCUGCCUAAUAU